Molecule: messenger RNA, 377 nt
Organism: Gossypium raimondii (Peruvian cotton)
Lineage: Eukaryota; Viridiplantae; Streptophyta; Magnoliopsida; Malvales; Malvaceae
Product: gibberellin 20 oxidase 1-like
Exons: 1
Coding region: 1-357 (118 amino acids)
Biological process (GO): flower development; unidimensional cell growth; gibberellin biosynthetic process
Molecular function (GO): gibberellin 20-oxidase activity
Source: RefSeq, a predicted model, not a curated record
AUGUCUAUGUGUUUCAAUGAUAGGAAGGUUUACCAGGAAUAUUGUGAAGCCAUGAACAAGCUUUCCAUGGAGGUUAUGGAGCUGCUGGGAUUAAGUCUGGUACUCGGCCGAGCUUACUUGAGAGAUUUCUUCCAAGGAAAUGACUCAAUCUUGAGACUGAAUCAUUAUCCGCCAUGCCCAAAACCUGAUUUGGCUCUAGGAACCGGUCCUCACGCCGACCCUACUGCCUUGACCAUUCUUGAUCAGGAUCAGGUGGGAGGCCUUCAGGUUUUCGCAGAUCAUCAAUGGCAUUCUCUAACUCCCAUCCCAGGAGCUUUCGUGGUCAACAUUGGCGACACAUUCAUCUUUAAGAGUUAGAAAUCAAUUUUAUUAUUACA